GUGAGAUGUUGCAUCAUAUCCUGUAGUGUGUGAGAUCGAGAUGCAUAGUUGUGCUUUCCUGCUUGAAGCAGUCGUGCUUUUAGUAAGAAAUGAUUUGUUGCCAUGUUCAUUUUACGUUCUGUUUCGUACGGUACUGCAGGGUCUGCUACAACAACAUUUCAUUGCAUGUAUUGGAUAUGGAAGCUCUGACUGUCUCGUCACACGGCUGUUUCAUACGGUGAGCGCUCUUUCAGGAACAAUGGAGAAUAUUCAAGCAGAAGUCAGUGAUCUGAGAAGAAACCUACAAAGCGAAAGAGAAGAAAGGAUCAAGUUGCAGGUGGACAACGUGGAACUUCGUCAACUCAUCACUAAGCUUCAAGCAGACAACGCGCUUCUCAAUAGCAGUUCAAUGAUUUUGACUUCAAACGUUGCUCAAGUUCAAGGCAAUUUGGUAGUUGUGAAUGCAACUUUUGAGAUAAUGAAAGAAAAGUUGAGCAACUUGACAAGUGAAUUGCGGCAUGGAAAAGACGAAAGGAUAACACUGAAGAGUUCGACCAUGGAAUUGCUCGAAGUGACCAUGCAACUCCAACACAAUGAUGGACGUUUAAAUGAAAGUUCUAAGGCGAUAGAAGAAGAAGUAACGAGUCUUAAGAGUUUUAUGCAGAUCAAUAUUGACGAAUUAGCUGAACUUAAGAAUGUUACAGCAGAAUUACGGUUUAAUGUUGCUUCCCUUGAAGAAGAGAAUGAUGUUUUAGAGAAUACUUCUGAUGGUCUCACUGUAGCCGUUGCGCAACUAAAAGAUGACGUAAAAGCUCUCAACGUAUGUAAGACAUCGCAAUCAAACCUAAUUGAAACAAGUUCUUCGAUUCCUUUAUGCAAUGCUACAAAAGUCGGACAUUUCUAUUUGAACAACGUGACCAACGAACUGACAGUGUGUAAUGGAAACGACUGGUACAGCGUGACAAGGGGAUGUCCAUAUAAUAAUUAUGAGGGUUAUUGUGGAUAUUCGGUUUUGUCCCAUCGUUGCCAAUUGAUUUGGAAGCAUUCAUAUCUUGAGGUUGGAAAUGUUACAGACGACAUGCGCACAUUCAGUUCAUUCGACCGACCAUGCACAGACCUGUCUGUUGGAUGGUGCAACAUCGCCAAUAAAGACGCAGUACCCGGACAAGUGCAGGUAACCGCAGCCUAUCACAAGGGUCAACUAGUAUAUGCAUAUCGUGGAGAAAGGAAUACUGAAUUGGGAAAAACGUGGAGAGGAGCAAUACUCAACAACUCCUCUAAAAUAGUAGAUUUCUGCACAAACUCUAAUGGAGUGCCUCCAGAACCGACUUCCGAUGGUUAUCAAGGGCUGACAUUUGACAAGAGUAACCCUGGGGUAUACACUGGUAACUGGGACACAGACCAGUAUCAAAAGGGUUACGGUGACUGUCGCUGGGAGAAUUGUGGUCUGCCAUCAACAAUUUCCACCCAAUUCAAUCACGUGCAAAUGACUGUUGCAAUGUAUUUAUGUUGAUCACCAACGCUCUUUGUCUAGCUAGAGACUAUCCAACUAUUGCCAAAGUCAUCAAGACUCGUUGCUUAGCCUAACUAAUGCCUGCAAGCAGUACCUGUCCGUGGCAAUAAUUUUAUGUCUUAUUUAGUAUAUAUCCUGAAGCUAGACUACGUCAUCGUAAUGGAUUAUA
Messenger RNA from Corticium candelabrum, 1661 nucleotides. RefSeq lists its product as uncharacterized. The transcript is spliced from 12 exons. The record is from RefSeq and is a predicted model, not a curated record. Lineage: Eukaryota; Metazoa; Porifera; Homoscleromorpha; Homosclerophorida; Plakinidae. Bases 41 to 1492 code for a protein of 483 amino acids.